AUGUGGGACGUGCCCAAAGGAGUGUUGGUACGCUGAUGAGACACAAAAGGAGAGGGGACAUUCUUGUGAGAAACUGGCACGUCUCCUGUGUGUGUGUGUGUGUGUGCCUAGACCCCCAUCAAACAGCUGCUCAGCCGCGAGGUAGACGGCAGGAUGACCCGGUGCUUUGCUGAGGCGCUGGGCCUCAUUCUGCUCAGAGUGGAGGAAGAGGGGGACAAGAAACAAGCGGCCAUUGAAAAGAUACUGCAGCUGACGGGCGAGAGAGUGCGAUGGGCGACACAAACAUACCGAGUGAGCAGAAUGGGAACUUCUGCAGCGUGGUGUGGCGGACGGACUUGUCGUUUCUGUCUUCAGAUCAAAGCAACGCUGGCGACAGAGGCCAUGAAAGCGGACAAGCUAGCAGGCAUGUGGAAGAGUGAGCACAUUUUUGCAUGUGUGAGACGCUUCUCCUCUGCUCUUUUGAUCUCUCUCUGUGUGUGUGUGCUCGUCAGGAGAGGAAGAGCAGAUGAAACGGGGUUGA
Molecule: messenger RNA, 520 nt
Organism: Vitrella brassicaformis
Lineage: Eukaryota; Vitrellaceae
Source: the annotation of a GenBank genome assembly